AUGGAUUCAAUGGAACAGGAGCAUGUCGAUUCCGAAUGGGCUGGUAGUGAAGUAGUAAAGGUGUUCCCGAUGUCAAAAAAAUUUACGUUUGAUUUAGCGUGUAGACUGUUUAUGAGUAUUGUUGAUACCGAGCAUGUUACAAGAUUAGCCAAGCAUUUUACUCCUGUUACUUCUAGAAUGUUCUCUGUCCCAAUUGAUUUGCCUGGUACUACUUAUAAUGGUGCUAUUAAGGGAGGAACGUUAGUUCAUAAGGAGCUUAUGAAGAUCAUCACCGACAGGAAAAAGGAAAUGAUGGAGAAUGAAUCAGAAGCAACAGCUCGUGAUUUAUUGUCUCGAAUGCUGCUGGUGACAGAUGAAAAAGGGGAAUGCAUGAGUGAAAUGGAGAUUUCGAACAACAUUAUUGGUUUACUAGUUGCAAGCUAUGAGACCACAAGCACUGAUGUAACCUUGGUGUUGAAGUACCUUGCUGAGCUUCCACAUAUUAUAAUAAGGUGUACGAAGAUAGCGAAAACAAAAGCACCCGGAGAGCUGUUGACGUGGGAAGAUGUUCAGAAGAUUAAAUACUCAUGGAACGUGGCAUGCAAAUCUUUAAGGUUGGCACCACCUAGUCAAGGUGUAUUCUGA
This is a messenger RNA of Daucus carota subsp. sativus, 624 nucleotides long. RefSeq names its product beta-amyrin 6-beta-monooxygenase-like. The transcript is spliced from 2 exons. The coding region runs from base 1 to 624 and encodes 207 amino acids. Gene Ontology annotation, molecular function: iron ion binding; monooxygenase activity; heme binding. The record is from RefSeq and is a predicted model, not a curated record. Gene Ontology annotation, biological process: sterol metabolic process. Lineage: Eukaryota; Viridiplantae; Streptophyta; Magnoliopsida; Apiales; Apiaceae.